AUGUGCACAUAUUCAUUCCAAAAGAAGAUCCGUUUAGAUGUUGGUGUGGAAAACCUUGCCCGGGGCAUAGUACACCCAACCAGCGUGCUACUUGAUUCAGGCACUAAUGGCAUCUUCAUAGAUCAGGUCUGGGCAGAGCAAAUGGGACUCCCCCUUGUUAAAUUAGAUAUAUUUGUUCCCGUCUACAACAACAACACACAAAGGUGCAGAAUCACCAAAACUAACAUUAACGUGGGUGGCUGCAUUACACACAAAUGUUCUUUUGUCGUCGAGUACCAAGGACACAGAGAACAAGUCACCGCUGAAGCUACCCAACUAGGGAAGAUUAAUUUAAUCUUAGUCUGGACCUGGCUAUUUGAACACAACCCUGAGAUUGACUGGCAGACAGGGGUUGUCACAUUGUCA
Serpula lacrymans var. lacrymans S7.9 is the source of this 405-nucleotide messenger RNA. RefSeq lists its product as uncharacterized. Lineage: Eukaryota; Fungi; Basidiomycota; Agaricomycetes; Boletales; Serpulaceae. The record is from RefSeq and is a predicted model, not a curated record. The transcript is spliced from 2 exons. The annotation marks the transcript as partial.